Messenger RNA from Ciona intestinalis (vase tunicate), 2173 nucleotides. Lineage: Eukaryota; Metazoa; Chordata; Ascidiacea; Phlebobranchia; Cionidae. The record is from RefSeq and is a predicted model, not a curated record.
AUUCGUGGAGCUAACAUACCAAAGUUUCAUUCUAUCAUCAUCGAUUUACAACGUAAUUACGUGUUGCUUGUGAGUUUAACUACGUCUCUACAGUGAGCAUGUAGCGUAUACCAUGUGAAUAGGCCAGUAUUGUAUGUGAUGUCAUAUCGUAGCAAUAGUUCUAGGUAAAUGAAGGUUACGCGCCCUUACGCGUUUGAUGAAAAAGCUUCUCAUUCUAUAUUAGUACUCGGGUAGCUUUACAAGAAACGUUAAUGUCAUAUUUCAGAAACACAGCCAUAGCAUCAGAGAGUUAAAUUCAAUAGUGAGGUUUUUACUUCGAGGUUGAUAAACAAAACAGCAAUUACCAGCGCAGAGAGAGUUAGCAAAUGAAUCACACGUCAGAAUGUGACGCAAUCCGUAUAUAAAAUAUGAAUACGCGUAGGUUUGUCCAUAGACAGUUAUGAUUGUAUAGUAUCAUAGGUGUAUGUAUAUUUCUGACGAUCAGUUUAGCAAAAACUUUUACAAACGAAUAGGCACACAUCUUACCCUAACAAUAUUUCUUUAACGAGUUGUAUUAUGUUAAAGGUACACAAGAAGUCUUAGUUAAAAAGGGUGUAAAUUAUAACUGAAAUGUCGCUUACUAAUCAAACGAAUUCAACCAGCAUCCCGCCAGCGAAGAAUUUCACAGGAAGCAUAGAUUAUGACGAUUCAAACGCAACAGAUCUCGUCAUAUGGAUUGGAUGUGGCGUGUCAAUAGUUGCCGUUACCAUUACGUUAAUAACCUACAUUUCAAACAGACGCCUACGUGUUCGACGCAGACAUAUGCUUACCAUCAAUCUAUGCAUAUCAUUGCUUAUAUUCUACGUUGGUUUUGUUAUGUCUUUUAAAUCUGGGACUCCGAACAUGGAAGGAAUGAACCAUACACAUUUCGAUAUAAAAGUCCCAAUGUCAUCGAGCUGUAUUGCAGGUGCCAUCCUUACAAUGGCGGGCUGGUUCUUCUUACAAUUAUGGCUUGUCAUGCAUUGGGCUUACCUUGCCUUUGUAACAAAACAGAGAGCUGGGAGGCAUAUAUCUAACUUCGUUAUUAAAACUGCUGUACCAGCGUACGGUUUAUCAUUGUUAUAUGUGGCAAUACUAGCUGGCGUCGAUAAAGCCAACAACCAUCGUUUAAUUUCUCCAUUCAAUUGUUUGUUUGUUUUAAUUGACGAAGGCUUCGCAUAUGCGUUCGCUGUCACAUCUGCGUUGUGCGUAACUGUGGUAUCCGCAUGUGCGCUGUACAUCAUCGUCAAGUUAACGAUCAAGAAAACUAAAAGCACUGUUCAAUCAAAACUAAAGAAAUCACGUCGUUCUUUGAUCCGAACUAUUAUGUUGACUCUUGCCAUCUACACUCUUAUGAUUCCUUUGUUGAUAUCGUUAGUUGUUCAUCGAAUAGAAGGAGAUGCGUCUUUGGAGUCAGUGCAGUUACAAAUAAACCUUGGAUACGUGAUGGGAAUCAUUGCUGGCUUGGAAGGAAUUCUUAUAGUGGGAAUAUUACUCUUUCAAAACGAAGAGUUUCGAUUCCACUGGGUCUCCGUGUUUUCGGGAAGAGAUCCCUCUUUAUCACCUGGUAGCAUCCGCAAUAUUACUCGCCGUGGAAGAUCAAGCAAGUCCAACAUCAUUGUUGCUCCACAAGACAUGUCGAGACAACAAGUUAGUGCGGUUAGGAUUGUACCACGUGACUCGAACACUGUUGCCAUGACGGCGGCGGAUGAAGAUUUUUUAUCAUCGGCACGUGACACACAUGAACUUCCAAUCACAACUUCGUCUUCGUCGAUUCUUACAAUCUUAACCAAUCGACGUAAAAUGACUGCACCUGCCAACAUAGAAAAUGAUGAAGCAGUCUCAGAAACUCAGAGCGCCGAUGAUGCAAUAAACAAAGAUAGAUCGGCGAGUCUUUUUAACCGGGCUCUGCGAAAUUCAGUUCGAAGAUCGAGUAAAACGAACACACCACCGCUGUCUCCUGCUACCCAGGCAAAAACACUCAACCGGUACCAAUUUCGUGACUCCAGGGUGUCGUAUGGUGGAGACAUUGAACGAAAAUCAUCGUUUUAGACUUCUUCUAUAGUUCUGCAUACAACUAGUGUUCACUUUUUUGCUCUAUUGUUGAUUUAUAAAAUAUAAUAUUUCAAAAUACACGUCUUUAAGAAACAUGUAA